Molecule: messenger RNA, 719 nt
Organism: Trichobilharzia regenti
Lineage: Eukaryota; Metazoa; Platyhelminthes; Trematoda; Strigeidida; Schistosomatidae
Source: the annotation of a GenBank genome assembly
AUGACCGAAAGUUGUAAUAAUCCUGUAAAGAGUACCGUGAAUGUUUUAGAAACUGCUGAGAAUUCUUUAAUUCUUGAAGAGUCAACAAACAUCGAUUCUCCCACAUCAUCGUUCAUUCCCAACUCAUUAAAUAAUGAUUAUAAGGAUCCAAUCCGAAGAGUACGUCCAGAUGCUUACAGAAAAUCUAUGCAAGCAAGAAGAUGUGUGCAACACUUAAGAAAGCUGAAAUCUCAUACAAAUAUCCGUUAUUCCACUUCUGUUAUGCCUAACAAAAAGUCUCAAGUCUUAUCUACAUUUGAUAGUAAUAAUAAUAAUAAUAAUAAUAAUAAUAAUAAUAAUAAUGGUAAUAGUAAUGAUGGUGAUAGCCCCACAUCUAUAACAUGGUAUGACUUGGAUAUUUCGCAAUCUCAAAAAUCUAAAACAAGUCAUGAUAAAGUCAUCUCUUAUGCGGAUUAUUUAGCCUUACCUAUUGAAAUACGUUAUCCACUUAAUUAUGUUAGUGAUCUAUUCGAAGAUCUUCAUCCUCAAGGUAAUAUGGACAUGAAUAGUGAAAGUAAUCGUGAAGAAUAGAUAAUUUUAUUAUUGCUCUCUGUUUUGUUUCGUUUUGUUUUGUUCCUUUUGUAAAUGAUGACAGACCGAUUUUAACUGUUAAUAUAGCUCGCUUCAUUAUGCAUGGAUAGACUAAUUACAACACAAAACAUACUACAGUUUGUAUUUAU